Molecule: messenger RNA, 2844 nt
Organism: Candida dubliniensis CD36
Lineage: Eukaryota; Fungi; Ascomycota; Pichiomycetes; Serinales; Debaryomycetaceae
Gene: WAR1
Product: War1p
Exons: 1
Coding region: 1-2844 (947 amino acids)
Biological process (GO): regulation of DNA-templated transcription
Cellular component (GO): nucleus
Molecular function (GO): DNA-binding transcription factor activity, RNA polymerase II-specific; zinc ion binding; transcription cis-regulatory region binding
Source: RefSeq, a predicted model, not a curated record
AUGUCGGAAAUUGUACCGGAAAAACAACUGGAUGAUGGUAUAUCACCUAGCGCCAGUAACGGUACUAAUACAAACAAUCCAUUAAAUAACACGGGUCAACAAAUCUCCAAACCAGAAGAAUCUAACAAAAAACCCAAAGUCACUAGAAGAUCCGUAGCAUGCAAAAGCUGUCAUUCUUUAAAAGUGAAAUGCACACCCUCAGAUCCUAAUAAUCCCAGUGCCCCCUGUGUUAGAUGUAUUAAUGCAAAUAGAAUUUGUGAAAUAGAUUUAAAUCAAACCAGAAAAAGAAGAAAGAAAUCAGAAAUCUUGGAAGCGAAAAGACAAGCAGGACAGAGUUUAUCAGAAAAUAAAAGAGAGAAAAAGACGUCCACUCAAUCGGGUUACAAUAGUUCUGACAGUUAUAGUAGCAGCAUUAGAAAUACAAACGAUCCCCUGUUAACAUCAAGAUAUCAUUCGCCAAUGACUUUUGAUCCCACGUCUCCUAUGGUAUUCAGGCCUCAAGCUGGUUCUGCUGUUCCUCCAAUUCCAAGUAAUCUCAAUCCAGUUUCAACGGCACCUACUCCAACACCAACACCAGGCGUCCCUCCUCCUCAAUUACCUUCGCCACAUGAUUCGGCAUUAUUAAGAGGAAACACCACCUCUCCAAUGUCAAAAGAUGAUGAAAUCAACCAAUUAAAACAGAGAAUACGGGUUUUAGAGAUUGAGCUAGCUAAUAAGCGUUUACUCGCUAAUAGGAAAGGUUUUAGUACUGACUCACCAACAGACUUGCAAUCUCCACCCUUUAUUUCCAAAUUCGAUUUAGAGAGUGAAGUAAGCAUUUUAGCAGAAUCGUCUGCUAAAUUAACUGAUUUGACUAAUCAAUUGAAUGAAGCAGCAUCAAGGAGGAUCCAAUUGGUUUCUGCCAAGAAGCCGGUGGACUUGAUUUCAAAGGGGGUAAUCACUGUUGCCGAGGCUGAGGAGAGAUUAAAACUUUAUCGUGAACAGAUAUAUGGCCGACAUCCAUUAAUUGCAAUACCCGAUAACAUGCACGCUGAAGAAUUUCUGCAAAGUCAACCGUUUUUAUUCAAUAGUAUCAUGUCUGCUUGUAACUUGAUUACUAAAAAUGCCGAUAAAGAUGUUGUUUUAGCAAUUGACAACGAAGCAAUGACCUCCGUUGCGGUAGAAGUAAUGGUUGUCGGUACAAAAUCAGUUGAGCUAGUGAAAGCCUUUCUGGUAUUAUGUUUGUAUUAUAACUCACCUGAGUUAUUCAAACAACGUCGGUAUCACAUGUUGAAUACAAUAUGUGUUUCAUUGUUACAUGACGUGGGAAUCUUUGCUAGACCGACUUAUUCAUUCAACCAAGCUGAAGGAACACUUAAGCAAGACAUUGGUUCUAAAGACAAAGGUAAUGACGAAUACCGUGAAUUGGUUUUAAUUACUUAUUUUGUCACCGUAAGCACAUGUCUUGUGUUGCGGAGAUCUAUUUAUGCCAGAUGGACACCAUAUGUCGAAGAAUGUUGUUCUCUUCUCGAAAACUCUCCACAAGAGAAACAUAGACGGUUGGCGCUAUUUGCUCGAAUGAAUAAUAAGUUGGAUAAAAUCCAUCACAUUGUCCAUGCACCGGAAAUGCCAGGACGGAAAUCGGGAGCAUCACAAUAUGUUAUCCAGGAAUUGCAACGUUUAUUAUCCGAAUUGAAAUUGAAAAUCAAAGACAAUCAACAUGCAUUAUUAUCGUACUAUUAUUCUGUUGAGGCAUAUUUACAUGAACCGAUAUUGACUAAAGUUUUCAAAAGCGAUACUGAACUCGAUGGGAAGGCAAUGAAAUCGAUAUGCUACUGCACAAGCUCGUGUUUAAAUGCAUUAGACGAGUAUAGUAAGUUAACUCCUGACCAAGUUGCAUUAUUGCCGUUCCCCUUUGGAUCCAGAAUAAUGUAUACAGCUGGUAUGUUACUUCGUUUGCGGUAUUUUAUUUUGUCGUUGCCAUCUCAUAUUGACAAAGAGUUAGUUCCUAAACGAGCAGUAACUUCAAUCCAGUGUGUUAGUAAAUUAGUGGAACAAGCGAAUAUCUUAAAUCCUCAUAAUCAUUAUUUGACAAAGAUGAGAUUAGUUUUACAAUUAUUUAUUCAAACAUAUGCUACUCAGGUACUUGAGUUGUUAAGUAAGAAUGGGAAUACACCGCAAAACUUUAAACCUGAUGAAUCUGAAACUCAACAGUUGCGGGCAUUAGCUCGUGAAUAUAACGAUAUUCGUAAGGUUAGCAAAGUGUCAUUAGUUUCAGAUACAAGAAGUGCAGAGCCAUUGGAUGUGUUGUCAUAUGCAGCAACUUUCAGACGAGAUAACAAUGAUAAAAAUAAUACUCCAGGAUCUCCAAGAAAGUCUUUUUCAGAAAAUGAUCAAACUAUUAAAACGCCCUCACAGUAUGGACAAUUUGCAUCAGCAAAUAAUACACCAGCACCACAAGUGAUCAAUUCUCCCCCCAUUACCCAAACAAAUGUACACAUCCCACAACAAUCACGGUCAAUAACGAAUGGCAAUAAUAGGAAUGGUACUCAAUUAUCUUUUACUAAUACUACUACUCCUUCAUUACAUCAAUUUGGAGAUGUUGUACCGCCUUCAUCGAUGCCCCAACCAGACUAUAGACAAUUUAGAUUACCGUCGAUAUCAAAUACCGUACAUUAUUCUUCCAAUCCAAGAUUAAAUGCCAAUUUAGCCAACCCCGACCAACUAGAGAAUUCAUAUCAAGUAUUAAAUGAUGAAUUUUGGUCGAAUUUGUUGAGUACAGAUUCUACUGAUCGUAUUAAUUUUACAAGUAAUAACUUUAAUGGUAAUAUCGGUAAUGAUGAAGUAUUUUUUAUGAACAAUUGA